AUGCUCAAGACACCUGGCACCGCGACCCGUAAUGGUCGCCUGCGGGUGUUCACGCAUGUGACGACGCUGUGCCGACCGAUUGCGGUGUCUCACGCCUGCCUCUUCCAUCUCGCCCGACCGUCUGCCUUUCUCGUCGACCUUUCUCGUCUGGCCCCUUCCGAACGGCUCUUCCGUCUCUCCUGUAGCACAGCGACCCGUAAUGGUCGCCUGCGGGUGCCCACGCACGUGGCGGCACGCAGCAACGACGAUGUGCCGACCGAUCGCGGUCUCUCCCGUCUGGCCUCUUCCGUCUCUCUCGACCGUCUGCACUCGAUGGCAGACCAGCCAACCACUCUGUUUCCUUUCUUUCUCUCUCCUUUUUCUUUUCUUUUUCAUAUAUUUUUCCAAUCUUUCAUUUUUUCUCUUUUUCAUUCUUUCUUCCUUCCUUCCUUCAUUGAUUCACUCAUUGCUCCCACCCAUCUUUCAUUCAUUCACUCAUUUCUUUCUUUCUUUCUUUCUUUCUUUCUUUCUUUCUUUCUUUCAUCCAUUCCUUUUGAUUCCUUCUUCCUUUUAUUCCUUCCUUCCUCCCUUUCUUCCUUCCUUCCUUCCUUCAUUCAUUCAUUCACUCAUUUCUUUCUUCCAUCCUUCCUGCCUUCAUUGGUUCAUUCAUUUCUUCUUCUUUCCUUUCUUCCUUCCUUCCUUCCUUCCUUCCUUCCUUCAUUCAUUCAUUCAUUUCUUCUUUUAUUCUUCUUUCUUCAUUCCUUCUUUCCUCCAUUCAUUCAUUCACUUAUUGCUUUCUCUUUUCCAUCCUUCAUUCAUUCCUUCCUUCCUUCCUUCCUUGCUUUGCCCUUCUUCCAUUCAUUCCUUCGUCCCUCCCUUCCUCCAUUCAUUCACUCAUGUCUUUCUUUCUUUCUUUCUUUCUUUCUCUCUUUCUUUCUUUCUUCGUUCAUUCAUUGCUUCCUUCCUCCCUUCCUUCAUUCAUUCUCUCAUGUCUUCUUUUCUUUUUUCCCUUCCUUCAUUCAUUCAUUCAUUCACUCAUUACUUCCUUUCUUCCUUCCUUCAUUCGUUCCUGAUUCCUUCUUCCUUUUAUUCCUUCCUUCCUCCCUUUCUUCCUUCCUUCCUUCCUUCAUUCAUUCAUUCAUUCAUUCACUCAUUUCUUUCUAUCAUCCUUCCUGUCUUCAUUCGUUCAUUCAUUUCUUCUUCUUUCCUUUCUUCCUUCAUUCAUUCAUUCAUUCACUCAUUACUUCCUUUCUUUCGCCAUGCCUUCAUUUGUUCACUCAUUGCUUCCUUCCAACAUUCAUUCAUUUCUUUCUUCCUUCGUUCUUUCCUUUGUUCCUUUCUUCCCCGCGUUAUCAUUCUUCAUUAUUAUUAUUCUUCCUUUCUCUUCUUUCUCACUUUCUUUUCCUUCCUUCCUUCCUUCCUUCCUUCCUUCCUUCCUUCCUUCCUUCCUUUUACUUCCGUUUCUCUUACAACCUCUGA
Acanthosepion pharaonis is the source of this 1458-nucleotide messenger RNA. NCBI's taxonomy places the organism in Eukaryota, Metazoa, Mollusca, Cephalopoda, Sepiida, Sepiidae. The record is from the annotation of a GenBank genome assembly.